AUGAAAUUCUUGGAAUUGAGAGUGUACGUUGACGGUGCCAAUAAGGGAGAACGUCGUUUGAUAAGGAUGAUGGCUAUGAAAUAUAUCCUAUGUGGAGAAUGGCUUUAUAAGAGGUCUUAUGAUGGCAUACAUCUCCGUUAUUUGAAGAAAGAGGAAGUCGAAAGGGUUAUGGAAGAAGUUCAUCAAGGGAAUUGUGGUCCUCACAUGAAUGGGAGAAUGUUAGCCAAAAAGAUCCUAAGGAUGGGGUACUAUUGGAAUACGAUGGAGACUGAUUGUGUAGACUUUGUAAAGAGUUACCAUAUCUGCCAAACACAUGCAAACUCUAAUCAUGUACCACCUAGUGAGCUGUAUAGCAUGACCUUUCCUUGGCCUUUCUUAGUCUGGGGUAUAGAUGUGAUUGGAAGGAUAGCCCUAAAGGCUUCAAACGGACACAAGUACAUCCUAGUGACGAUUGACUACUUCACCAAAUGGUUAGAAGCAGCCUCCUACUCUGUAUUGAAAGCCAAUCAUGUGGCUUGGUUUGUAGAGAAUAACAUCAUUUGCCGAUACUGGGUACCACAAGAGAUCAUCGCAAAUAAUGGCUCCCACUUUGAAAGAGAGGUUCGAAGGAUCAUGGAGUUGUACAACAUUGAGCAUCACAAGUCUUCACCAUACCGACCACAAACUAAUAAGGCUAUAGAAGCAGCCAAUUAG
This is a messenger RNA of Quercus robur (English oak), 693 nucleotides long. RefSeq lists its product as uncharacterized. Gene Ontology annotation, biological process: DNA integration. Gene Ontology annotation, molecular function: nucleic acid binding. Lineage: Eukaryota; Viridiplantae; Streptophyta; Magnoliopsida; Fagales; Fagaceae. The coding region runs from base 1 to 693 and encodes 230 amino acids. The transcript has a single exon. The record is from RefSeq and is a predicted model, not a curated record.